AUGAGUGAGGUUGCAGCUCCCUAUCGCAAACGCUUUUUACGAUCAAAACGGGUAGAAGCAAGUCGAAUUGUUACGUCGAGAAAGAGGAGACUACUCGAGUUAUUCGCAGUUUGCGACAAUGAAGACCCUAUACCCCAAAUCCCUAGGAUAGACCCCAAUGCUCCACCAACUACCGCAGCACAAGCACAAUUUCUUGAGGCGUGCGAUCUUUUACAGGAUCGACCCUUUAAUGAAUCAAAUCUACCCACCCGACGCCAACUUCGAUCCGAUUCUAUAAAACAAAAAUCGCCAACUCGCCAAGCAGGUACAGAACUUUCAACAACUGAUGUAUCUCAGAAGACACCACACUUGUUGACGCGUGACGAGAUAAUACCACGGAAGAGCCGUGGAACUACUCCAAUCGAGAAUAGUAAUGAAGGACGAACUGUCGAGAGAAUUGAAAUUGAUGUUGGGCCAGCGCCUGGGGCGACUGGAGUCUCUACACGGAGAUCGUCUUCGAAGAGCUCGCAGGCAGAUCUACCCACGGAGUCUCCAGCCGACCCAAAUGUUACAGUCGAGGAGGCAGCAUCUGAAAGUGCUAGUCGUCAUAUGGCUGCGACACAAAAGCAACAUCAUGAUGUGUCCAAUCGAAACUUUGAAAUUGACCGUAUCAAGAGAGUUGUUGAAAGUCCUCCUGGAAGCCCUGGGGUGGAUCCAAGGAAAGCAGUGCCUCCAUCUGCUGAGGACGUUGCAAAUUUGCAAGAACCAGUUCUCUUCGGUGCUAAUGACGAGAAUCAUCAUGCUGCAACUGCCCAUUUACCAGCAAGGGAGGUUCAGGAAGCUCGACUAGAGGAACUUGAAAAGACACACGAACAUAAGGGGGAACGAGGUAGGCAUUCAAUUACGAAUUCUCUCCGGGUUGCGGUAGAUCUGGCUUCCUCCCCAAGUUCCACAAUAGAUGCCCAUUCGACCACUACCCCAGCUCGACAUGAUGCCUCUAGGGAUACAAGCCCUGAGAAUGAUGAUUCUCAGUACGAAGAUCCCGAACGCCCAGAUAAUAAGAACAAUGUCAAAACUCCAACGGAUUCGAAAUCCAUUGGUGAGGACAUUGUUCAGGAUGAUGAAUACAAGAGGAGACAGAAGACUCAAAACGAGCUCUCUCGUGCUGAAGUACUUGGUAGUAGCCCAAUGGCAGCUGAUGCUCAACUUCGUAUGGAGGACCAAGCCGCAUCUGGUUCUAGAGUUGCCGCGGUUGUUGAAGUAGUAGAUGUUGAAGCUCCGAGUUCACGGGGUGUCGAAGAACCGAAAGUACUGGCACGUGAGGCCAGCAAUGUUGUUGAGGAGGACGUCACGGACAAAAAUGAUGACGGUGCAGACGUCCCGCGACUAGAUGGCGAAGAGCGAAUCGAGAAGUCUCGUGCGACCCCCAAAGAAAUUGAAGUACCGGACUCUGAAGGUGAGGAACAGACACCAGUCGACGCUAUGGAUUUGGACGUGGCUACUGUGAAGGAUUCAUUCGAAAGUCAGACUACGCUAGACGGUAGUGCUGCCGCAAAUGAAAAAUCACCAGCUCCCGCCGAAGAGGCUCCAAGACAGCCAUCAUCUGUUUCUAAGACGCCACCAUCCGGUACACUCACCCCUACAAUACGCAAAAUUUCAUUAUCAACUCCAGCACCGGUUCAAGCACCAAUUGAGCGUAUGACAACACGGGUAGCGUCCGGAGCAAUCAGGCAUAAGUCUGUAUCCGAGAUUUUGGGUGAAACGCCCGCGCCGAACACCUCCCCUAUUUCGGCAAGAAGUCCUGCUAGCAAGACAGACACUGGAUCGGCCGUUAAUUCUCCUUCGAGAGGAAGUACCCCAGGGUCUACUCGCAGUCUGCUUCAGAAACCCAAAGAAAAGAGCCAAAGUAGACUUUCAACCGUAGUAUUUGCCAAGAAGCCUUCGCCUUACAGAGCUAGCGACAGUGCUCUGAUACCUAGAGGCACGAAUUUGCAGGCAACACAUCCUCAUGAUGAUUAUUUCGCGUGUUUGUAUCUUAAUAGCCACAAUACACAAAAAACGGGUUACCCUCCCCUGGAUGGUUUACUACAGACGGCUCACAAAACUAUCACGACCUCGAAUGCUUUUGUGCCCAUCACCGAAAAUCAAACGACAAGGAUUUUAAAGCGCAUAUAUGGACUCCAGAAUAAUCACAAAUGGUCUUUACGCCAACCUAAGCGGUCCGAGGAACCCAUUCGGCCAACCACACAUUGGGAUGUUCUUAUUCAAGAAGCAAAAUGGAUGCGGACAGAUUUUCGAGAAGAACGGAAGUGGAAAAUGGCCGUGGCUAAGAAUCUGGCAUAUGCUUGUGCAGAGUGGUUCGAAGCCAGCCUCGAGGAACGGAAAUUCUUAACAGUGAGCGCUGCUCGUCCACCAAUGGUUUCGGCUGAAGCAUCGAAAGAUGUCGAAAUGAUUGACGGGACUAGUCAACUUCUUGCACACCCCACUCCUGAGUUGAUUGCCUCUGCAGAAGCUGAUUCUCCCAUGUAUGAUAUUGACGAAGAACUUCGCCUCACACUGACAGAUACUGUCAGCCCUACUGCGAUUUUUGGUCUUCAGGAUGAUGAUGUUGUCUGUGGGCUGAGUAGGUCCCCUGCAACCGAUAAACUUCUAGAGGAAUUGCCCUUAUAUGGUGCUCCACUCAGUGUCCCUUGUAAUGGCCUGCCUACUUCUGAAGUUGAUCCUGAUCGCUUCUGGAGGCGGCCCGCGGUCGGUAUCAGUAAGUACGUAGAGGGUAGAAUGGAAUUACAGUUCCAAGGACCUCCGUGCAAAAAGAGCAGAUUUGAGUACGAAGAAGAUAGUGACGAUGAAGAUGCUGCAACCGACCAAUCUAGGCACGAGCGAUCAAUUUUACCACCCGAACAGACCAAUAUAGGUCUAUUCGAUCCCGUCAACAAGCAUAUUCGCGACCGCAUUCAUGCUGGGCAUCAAUUUCGGCCACCUUCAGAAUUUCCUAUGCCAAUACAAAGUUUCUUCGAAUGCCGUCCAUGUUCGCAAUGGACGUAUCCUGAGGAUGAUGAGUUGAAGAAACUCGUGCGAGAGUAUGCUUAUAAUUGGUCACUCAUUUCCAAUAUGUUAUCAAGCCGAUCGCUAUAUUCAUCAGGUGCCGAGAGACGCACCCCUUGGGAAUGUUUUGAACGAUGGAUAACUUUAGAAGGAUUGCCAACAGACAUGCAAAAAACAGCAUACUUUAAAGCUUACAAUAACAGAAUGGAACUAGCGCAACAAAACCUUCAGAUUAUGGCCACCCAAGCUCCCCAACCGGCUAACGCAAAUGGUCAAAUCAUCGCUCCUCGAAGGCGAAAUACCACCAGCCAGCGUGUGGAAAAACGACGAAAUCAGAAACAUUUAACAUUAGUUGAUGCGAUGAGAAAGUUAGCGAAGAAGCGCGAGAGUUCCGCUCAAAAACAACAAUUGUCUGCCGCACAAGCUGCAGCAAGGAAGCCAGCUGAGCAAUCCCAAACAUGGACACCUAUCAAGACCCCCCAAGAGUUUAGUCGGUUGAAGCAUGACCGAGAGGAGGCAAUGAAGGAACGCAUGCUUGUGUUCCAACAGCGGCAGGAUCAGCUCAGGAGAGACAAUCAAGCUCGUCAAAGGAAUGCAGCCCAGCAGCAGGCUCAUCCCAAUGGCUUGCCCCAACAACGUGUUCCUGCUCUUCCAAACGGUCUCGUUCCUCCAAUUGGACAGCCAAAUGGGAAUGGCCAUCUUGCUGUUCCGGGACAGAACAGACCCCGUCCUCUUCCUCCACAAAUGGGCAUUGCAGGGCCAAUGCCUAAUAACCUCCGGAUCCCACAGGCAAUGUCUAAUGGUGUUCCACAAGCUCAAAUGCAGGGGGGUUUGCCAUUGAACCCCGCAGUGACCGCCGAUCUUGCAGAACAUGCUCGCCGUGUAUCACUACAACAGAGACAACAGCAGAUGCAGAAUAUGGCACAUCAGCAAGGUUCCCCACACCCAGGACAGGCACAGAAUUCCCCUCCACGAAUAAAUGGCAUGCCUCCGCAGCCUGGAUUCAUCCCCAACAAUAUGACAUCCUAUAAUACCAACAACAUUAACGGCAUGGCUGGAUCCCCAGGUGCAUCAGCGCCUUCUCCUGCCCAGGCAGGGUCUCCUCGGACAGGCUUGCCCGUGUCUGGACUACCUAAUGGUGGCCUCCCUGCAAAUGUCCCAUACGGGGAAAUAGAACGAAAUGUCAGGAGAACUAACCCACACGCGUCAGCCAGCGAAAUUCAUAAAUUGAUGGGCGAAAACAUAGCUGCAUUUACCAACAACAAACACCUGCAACAACGAGGCUUAGUACAACCUCCAAGCGGCAUAGCAACAAGCGCUAUGAAUGCAGCGGCUGGGAACAGCAAUCUCGGAAUGAAUGGUCAAGGAGGUCAGCGGCCACCGAUGGGCAUCGAGAACAGUAGUCCACAGAUGUAUGCUCAAAUGUUGAGCAACCAUCACCAGCAGAGACUACAGAAUACUCAGCAGCAGCAGCAAGCACAAGCCAACGCGAGUCAAAAUCAAGGCCAAGGGAAUAGUACUGGGGCGCAACAAAAUGGAGGGAAAUGA
Sclerotinia borealis F-4128 is the source of this 4572-nucleotide messenger RNA. Lineage: Eukaryota; Fungi; Ascomycota; Leotiomycetes; Helotiales; Sclerotiniaceae. The record is from the annotation of a GenBank genome assembly.